Lodderomyces theae is the source of this 321-nucleotide messenger RNA. RefSeq names its product 60S ribosomal protein eL42 (gene RPL42). Gene Ontology annotation, cellular component: cytosolic large ribosomal subunit; ribosome. The record is from RefSeq and is a predicted model, not a curated record. Bases 1 to 321 code for a protein of 106 amino acids. Gene Ontology annotation, molecular function: structural constituent of ribosome. Lineage: Eukaryota; Fungi; Ascomycota; Pichiomycetes; Serinales; Debaryomycetaceae. The transcript is spliced from 2 exons. Gene Ontology annotation, biological process: translation.
AUGGUGAACGUUCCAAAAACCAGAAGAACCUACUGUAAAGGUAAAGAAUGUCGUAAACACACCCAACACAAGGUCACCCAAUACAAAGCUGGUAAAGCCUCAUUGUUUGCCCAAGGUAAGAGAAGAUAUGACAGGAAACAAAAGGGUUACGGUGGUCAAACCAAGCCAGUUUUCCACAAAAAGGCCAAGACCACCAAGAAGGUUGUGUUGAGAUUGGAAUGUGUUGUCUGCAAGACCAAGGCUCAAUUGGCUUUGAAGAGAUGUAAGCAUUUCGAAUUGGGUGGUGACAAGAAACAAAAAGGUCAAGCUUUGCAAUUCUAA